This is a messenger RNA of Lactuca sativa (garden lettuce), 827 nucleotides long. Its product is annotated as bet1-like protein At4g14600. The record is from RefSeq and is a predicted model, not a curated record. Lineage: Eukaryota; Viridiplantae; Streptophyta; Magnoliopsida; Asterales; Asteraceae.
AAGAACAUCCCACGAAGGCACGAAGGCGAGAGCUCAAUCAUACCCGUUUUCCAGGAAAGGACUAGUUGUAUUUGAAACGGCUUACAAUUUUUAGAAUUGGGACAAGUUGUAAUUGAAAACAAGGAUUACAAACAGUGAGAUUCGAUUAAUCGAAUCGGAAGUUUCAGUUUUCUCUCGAAAUUGUAGAACCAGAUCUCCGAUUUUGACCUUGUUCUUCUCCGAUCUUUGCGGCUGAUACGGAUCACGAUUUCAAUCGGGUUCCUUUGUUUUUCUUCUUGUUGAAUGGCGUCCAGUUCUAACAGAGGUGGUGGCUACUAUGGUGCUGAUCCAUAUAGAUCCAGAGAAGGACUUAGCACCAGACAAGGGGCCGGCUCUGAUGAAAUUCAACUGCGUAUUGAUCCAAUGCAUGCGGAUCUGGAUGAUGAGAUCAGUGGCCUCCGAAAGCAAGUUAGACAGUUAAAAAAUGUGGCAUCAGAGAUUGAGUCAGAGGCCAAGUUUCAGAAUGACUUUAUUAAUCAGCUGCAAAUGACACUUAUAAAAGCACAAGCAGGAGUGAAGAACAACAUGAGGAAAUUAAACAAAAGCAUUGUUCAAUCUGGUUCAACCCAUGUUCUGCAUGUUGUUCUCUUUGCUCUUUUUUGUCUAAUGCUCGUUUAUUUCUGGUCUAAAUUUUCAAGAAGAUGAGCUCACCUUUUAUUAUUAUAUUCCUUUCAUGAAAAAAGACAGAAUAGCAAAUACUACCUAAAAAGCAACCGUGUUUUGUUUCAUAUUAUAACUUACUUCUGCAUAACUCUAUAAAACCAUAAAGUCAGUAAAGUUUUCCUCUC